UGUCGUUAAACUGACACUGACAAGAAGAUUAAAAAUAUGUAAAAGUAAUCAUUUUCAAGUGUCUCCUGUGUAGAAGGAACUGACAGCAGCUCAGAGGUGGAGACAGAAGGAGGCGGGUCUGGCAGUUCAGGUUAAACCCGUAUGAAACAGAGCUAGAUUUACAUUUCAGAGAUUGUUGUGAUACUGACUCAUCUGCUUUGUCGUCCCUGUGGUGCGUUAAGAACCAACUCAGAGUUAAACAGCAGCCUGGUAAGCCUUGUUUCCAGUGAUGUUUCCACACCUGGAGUAGUCCUUUAUUACAGGUGCAUCCACUCAUUCUAUCCAGAACACCCUGAUGUCCUUUCUCCUUCCAUUCCUUCAGUUCCACAGGCCGUGCUCUGUCAUCUCCUCACUAUGGCUGAACCUGCUGAACUCAUGCUCAUCAAAGACCAGUAUGAGUCUGCCUUUCAUUCUCUGAGCCGUGGGCUGGCUGCUGAAGAGGCUGGCAAGAAAGAAGAAGCUCUUGUGUAUUUCAAGAAAGGUCAGGGGCACCUUACCCACGGACUGGAAGUUCCCACUGGGGGGGAAAGGCAGCGUGGACCGGUAUGGGACAAAGCCAGGCAGCUUCAGCAGCGGAUGAGGGACACUCUGCAGAAGGUCAACACCCACCUCACUGACCUGGAGACCCCUCAGCUGACCACAGGGAGCCAGAGGGACAGACUGUUGAUGCAUCUCACCCCUGAUCUGUAUCCAAACCUGGCAUCAAACAGUCAGCCUCCAAACAGCUCGCUCCAUCAUUUGUACCCCAGCAUACCUGCCACCCAGCAGGGCGCAACCCCAGCCCCAAAAACAGCCCCUCCCAGGCCUCCUUGUCCCGGCGCUUCAAAACACAGAACAGCAGCUGCAGCAACUAGUACAUCUACAGCCAUGGCUAAUCAAGGAGACCAGCCUCCAGCCUACACCCCACAGCCCACAGAUGGACACCGCAGCCUGGGUUAUGGUCCCGCUGGGGGAGGCCUGGGUUUAGAAAAACAAACAGGACAAAAUGGAAAAGAGCUGCUUUUCAUCCCUUCUGGGGUGCAGCUGUUUUUUGUGGCACCAAACGGACAGGUCAGCUCACUGUUUUAUCCAGGAUUUCUCCGCAUCAUUGCAUUUGACAACUGGGAAAAGAACUCAUCUGAUGAAAGACCCUCAGCCUUUUUACAUGUAUGUGACUGGCUGUACCCCCUGACACCAGAUACCCCAGUGCUUUUGGCCAACUCAGGGAUCUACAUGUUCCCUGACACUUUGACCGAGACACCGGGGUCCUUUGUGGGGAUAGUGCUGUCAUCUGAACUGCCUGCCACUGAUCGAGAGAUGUUUCAGGAUCUCCUGGUGCAGCUUGCUGACCUCAGAGUCCAGGCUCCAGAGGAUGCAGGAUCAGAGGUAAUCAACCUGAGCAAGAAAGUUCCUCUUGAUUCCCUGAGGGAGCAAACAGGUUCCACAGCUGUGACAAGGGAGAAGGAAAAGUUACUUCCUGGUUGGAGUGAAAAGAUGGCCGAUGGCAUUUUGUCAGGGGCAUCAUGGCUCAGUCAAGAGUUCGUAAAAGGUGCAGAGGCUACGAGUAGAGCCAUUCAUAAGUCAGGGUUCAAGAUCAGGGACCGUGUCACACCAGAGGAAACGCCGUCUGAGGUCAGCCCCCGUGUCACCAAAAGUCUGAACGCGGCUAAAACGGCCACUGGGGGUGCUGUUAAAGUCAGCCAGUUUUUGGUGAAUGGAGUAAGCACAGUGGCAGGACAUGUGGCAGAGAAAGUGGCACCUCAUGUGAAGAAACAUGGUGCUAAGCUGAUCCCAGAGUCUAUGAAGAAAAGUAAAGAUGGCCGAGCUUCCAACCUGCAAGGAGCCAAGCAUGUGGCAGUCAGCAGUGUACAUGGUUUCUCAACCGUCUGGUCUAGUCUGGAAACGGGGGCAAAGCUUGUUGGUAAAAGUGUUUCAGCAGAGACAGUCACAACUGUGAAGUACAAGUAUGGUGAGGACGCAGGGGAUGCCACAGACACUGCUAUAAAGUCACUGGUCAAUGUUGGUGUGACUGCGUACAAUAUUGACAACCUGGGCAUCAAGGCCAUACUGAAGACGACGGGGAAGCAGACAGCCAAAGAACUGGUCAAAAAACCAGAUGGAGAGACAGAGGAAAAUGAGAAGACAGAUCCACAGACUCAGACGGGAACUGAGGCUGAGGAUAAGAAGAAGAAAGAGGAAGAGGAGGAGAAAAAAUAGACUCCUACAACACAUGAAUGUUUCUUUCUUUAAGUGUUUGUGGAUGUUAUUUGCACAUUAUAAAAGAAGAGACAGUUACUGAAGAUUUCUCAAGGGUGUGCUGUGUAGGGGUAUUUUCCAGAAAUGGAGUCAGGUCAGUGGAGUCAAUCAAAACAAAUACCACUUGCAGCCACUGUAUGUUCUGUGGGUGUAUUAUAAAAGGCCCCUCACUCUCCUUUUCCAAGCAAAAAGGAGAGUCAGGUUAGGGGAUUUCAUUUGGUUGUCUGAAUUUUUACCACUACAUACCACUGAAUCCUUAACAGUGCACCUCUAAAUAUGUAUGUAUUAAUCAUGCAUGUAAAAAUAAGGCAGAAAGUUAUAUUAUAUCUUUACAAGUUGUCUAUUUAUAUAUCACUAAGAUGACUAAGCUAGUGUUGCUCACCUUACAUGAGUUUAUGUACCAAAAAUAGCAACACUCAUUUUGUAUGAAGGGAUGCAAUUUCUGAAACAAGUGUAUGAAUGUUGUACAUAAAAAGUUUAAAUCUUAUUUUUUAACAUGAUGGUCAUCUGUGUUACAUGCUCAGUAGUGUGAAUGACCCUUUAUUAAUUUGAAUUCAGUGGUUUUGUGUUGAUAUUGUAUUAAACACCUACAUUCA
Sphaeramia orbicularis (orbiculate cardinalfish) is the source of this 2870-nucleotide messenger RNA. RefSeq names its product spartin a (gene sparta). Gene Ontology annotation, cellular component: plasma membrane. Gene Ontology annotation, biological process: negative regulation of BMP signaling pathway; cell division. Bases 394 to 2235 code for a protein of 613 amino acids. NCBI's taxonomy places the organism in Eukaryota, Metazoa, Chordata, Actinopteri, Kurtiformes, Apogonidae. The transcript is spliced from 8 exons. The record is from RefSeq and is a predicted model, not a curated record.